UUUUUCAUCAUUUCUCAAGCAAAACGAAAAACAUACCUUGAGAAGUUACAUAGUUUUAUGUAAUUUUUUUCUCCUUUGUUUUCCCUUCUCCUCUUCAUUAUUGUGAAGAAAAGAGAAGGGAAAGAAAGGAGGAAAAGAAGAAGAAAAAGGGUACAAAGACGACGAAAUCAUAACAUCAUCAAGCAGGACGUAGACACAAGGAAAAAAAUAUUUUUACGUGUAGGGUAAUUUAGAGGCGAAAAAGGAAGGAGAUGAUGAUAGGAGGAACCGCCAGCAACAAUCACGUUAGUACACAAAACGAGGGCGGCGCCGCUCGGUCGAACAACGGUGGUGUGACGUUGAAAAAGGGGCCGUGGACAGCGGCCGAGGAUGUAAUUUUGGCGGAGUACGUGAGGACUCAUGGUGAAGGGAAUUGGAAUGCGGUGCAAAAGAAUGCAGGUUUGGCUCGAUGUGGGAAAAGUUGUAGGCUACGAUGGGCUAACCAUUUGAGGCCGAACUUGAAGAAAGGAGCAUUUUCGCCGGAAGAAGAAAGGGUCAUCGUUGAAAUGCAUGGUAUCAUGGGAAAUAAAUGGGCUCGUAUGGCUACUCGGCUUCCAGGAAGAACAGACAAUGAAAUCAAAAACUUUUGGAACACAAGAGUGAAAAGAAGGCAACGCCAAGGUCUUCCACUUUACCCUCCUGAAAUCCAAGCUUUAUAUUCAUCCCAACACCGUUCACAGCCGGCGGUAACACCUUCAACAACACCAUCUUUCUCGUUCCAAAAUCCGAUGAUGAAGCCUCCUCAAAGCUCGAUGCUACAAUCAUCGGCGUCUAACUCUAACCUUAUGGCCGCCCGGUCAUCGCAACUUCUUAUGUACGAUCCACAUUCUUCCGCAACGCCGCCGCCGCUUCUCAGCCCUUCCCAUUUCUCUCCACUUCACGCUCCAUCUUCCCCUGACUUUAACUUCCCUAGAACUCCGCCUUCCUUGCAACAUCCCCUUCGUUACAAGCGAUUCAAACAUGACGGAAGCCAUGAAAACAACAACAAUGGCGGUUCAAAUUUUAUGUUACCCUUUUCAUCUUUGAUAAAAACUGAGCCUUUCAAUCACAAUUCAUUGAACCCUCAACAGUACCCAAACUCAUACACGUUGGACCAAACUAUACUCGAUCUCGCUUCAUCUUCGUCGACAAUCCUUGAACCUCAUUUCGACCCGGGACAGUUUAUGUCGACUCCCGGAUUCGGUUUCCCAAUGAAAAACGAGCUCCCUUCAAUCCAAUUUUAUGAUAAUAAUACAGAAGUUACACAUGAUCCUAAAGGGAAUAAUAAUAAUUACGGCCGUAAUGAUCACAAUGUCGACCACCAUAGCUCGAGCUUGAAUAUCAAUGGGAAUGACUUCUUGGAAGAAAUGUUGAAUGAUGCUCAGGCGUUGGCAGACAACAACGAAAUUAUGGGCAAUCAGAGUUGUUUAGCUUCAGGGUUGAAGGCAAAAGAAGAGGUUAUGAAUAUACCGAAACAAGAAGAUUAUUCGAACAUAAAUCCAUCGUCAAUGGCGAUGGCAGUUCCCGAAUGGUACAUCGACAAAGGUGAAGGCUCCAAUGAGCAAUCGUCAGUUGUAACAAAUGACAAUUUAGGGUUUGGACUCGAACUGCAUGAUGGAAUUGCUUCAUUAUUGCCCCUCGACACUGCACCGGACGAACAUGAUCGAUCUCAGAGUUCCUAUUAUUGGAAUCAUGACUUUCCUGGAAUUUGUUAA
Molecule: messenger RNA, 1733 nt
Organism: Hibiscus syriacus
Lineage: Eukaryota; Viridiplantae; Streptophyta; Magnoliopsida; Malvales; Malvaceae
Product: transcription factor MYB97-like
Exons: 4
Coding region: 252-1733 (493 amino acids)
Source: RefSeq, a predicted model, not a curated record